Dibothriocephalus latus is the source of this 207-nucleotide messenger RNA. Lineage: Eukaryota; Metazoa; Platyhelminthes; Cestoda; Diphyllobothriidea; Diphyllobothriidae. The record is from the annotation of a GenBank genome assembly.
AUGAAAGCAGGUGAUGGGGAAAACAACGAGAUUGUUGUUGGCGGCGGUGGUGGUGGUGGUACCACCGGUGGAACUUUUCAAUGCCCUCCUGGAAUGGAGGGCUUCUGGCAGGCGUUGUCUGCUGAUUUGGCUUACGCACAGGCUUGCCUUGUGUGUGCUCUACUGGUGAGUCGGGUUCCGUGGAAGUUUGCAAGUUUUUUACAUUGA